Penicillium canariense is the source of this 843-nucleotide messenger RNA. RefSeq names its product TIM-barrel enzyme family protein. NCBI's taxonomy places the organism in Eukaryota, Fungi, Ascomycota, Eurotiomycetes, Eurotiales, Aspergillaceae. Gene Ontology annotation, molecular function: catalytic activity. The record is from RefSeq and is a predicted model, not a curated record. The transcript is spliced from 3 exons. Bases 1 to 843 code for a protein of 280 amino acids.
AUGCCCCGCCCAACUACCCGCGAGGAAGUUCUGGCGAGACUUCGCAAGACGGUCGCUGAUGGCUCGAUCAUUGUCGGUGCCGGUGCCGGGAUUGGUCUCUCUGCCAAGGCUGUCGAGGCUGGUGGCUGCGAUCUCAUUCUGGUCUACAAUUCGGGUCGGUUCCGCAUGGCGGGCCGAGGGUCUCUGGCUGGACUGAUGCCCUACUCAGAUGCCAACCAGGUGGUUGUCGAGAUGGCCAGCGAGGUCCUCCCCAUCGUACAGAAUACCCCCGUCCUUGCCGGUGUUUGUGGUACCGACCCCUUCCGGUCCAUGCCCUCCUUUCUCGAGGAGCUGAAACGGCUCGGGUUUGUCGGCGUGCAGAACUUCCCGACUGUUGGGUUGAUCGACGGCCAGUUCCGCGCGAAUCUGGAGGAGACUGGGAUGGGGUACGACCGCGAAGUUGAGAUGAUCGAGGUCGCCCACAAGCAGGGGCUGGUGACCACCCCUUACGUCUUCAAUCCGGAGGACGCAACAAAGAUGGCCAGGGUCGGGGCGGAUGUAGUCGUUGCCCAUGCAGGCUUGACCACGUCUGGGCUGAUCGGAGCGCAGACCGGUCGGUCCUUGGAAGACUGUGUCGGGUUCGUGCAGGCGAUCCGCGAUGCGGCAGCCAAGGAAAACCCCGAGAUUCUUGUGCUCUGCCACGGCGGGCCAAUUGCACGUCCAGCAGACGCAGAGUAUGUACUGUCGCGAACAAAGGGGAUUCAUGGAUUCUUCGGGGCCAGCAGCAUGGAGCGACUGCCGGUGGAGGUUGCGAUCAAGGAGAAUGCGGAGGAAUUUAAGCGGUUGAAAGUCCGACUGGAGUAA